Cajanus cajan (pigeon pea) is the source of this 1224-nucleotide messenger RNA. It is a transcript of the gene CRL, whose product is annotated as crumpled leaf. Lineage: Eukaryota; Viridiplantae; Streptophyta; Magnoliopsida; Fabales; Fabaceae. The record is from RefSeq and is a predicted model, not a curated record. Gene Ontology annotation, biological process: protein-phycocyanobilin linkage. Gene Ontology annotation, molecular function: lyase activity.
CCAUCCUGCGAAGUGCGAAGCACAGCACACGCAGCAUAGGAAGCAGGUCUGAAUGAUUUGGGAUUUUGGGUAUAGUGAGUGAGUGAUGUUUGAACACAACACAACCAAAAUGGCUGGAAUCAAAAUUGGAACCUCUCUUCCUCUGUGUCUCCAUGACGAAUACUAAGACAGAGACAGAGACAGAGGUAUUUCUAAUUCAACUCACUCCUUCUUCAAUUUCUUCUACUUGCUCCUGCUGGCGCUUCCACACGCACAAUAUGGGUACGGAUUCGGAUUCCAACGCCUGGAACCGUGCUCGAGGCUUGGCGGUUAAGACUCUGUUACUCAUCGGUGGCGCACUUCUCGUCAAGCGCCUCCGCAAGUCCACCACGCGCUGGGACCACGCGCAUUUCGUCUCUAAGUCCCUCUCCGGCCAAAGGUAUUCCAAGGACCAAGCUUCCAGAGACCCUGAUAACUAUUUCAACAUUAGAAUGCUUACAUGCCCCGCAGCGGAGCUAGUCGAUGGUUCCAAGGUCUUGUAUUUUGAACAGGCUUUUUGGAGGAGUCCACAAAAGCCCUUUCGCCAGAGGUUUUUUAUGGUGAAACCUUGUCCUAAAGAGUUGAAAUGUGAUGUUGAGUUAAGUACAUACGCCAUUAGAGACAUGGAGGAGUACAAAAAUUUCUGCGAUAGACCAAGGGAUCAGCGUCCACAGCCAGAAGAAGUCAUUGGGGAUAUUGCAGAACAUUUGACAACAGUACAUCUUAAGCGUUGUCCACGUGGAAAGCGUUGCUUAUAUGAAGGUUCAACCCCACCUGGUGGAUUUCCUAAUUCAUGGCAGAAUGGGGCAACCUACUGUACUUCAGAACUUGCAAUUAUGAAGAACAACGAGAUACAUACCUGGGAUAGGGGUUAUGAUGACAAUGGAAAUCAAGUUUGGGGACAAAGAGAAGGCCCUUAUGAGUUCAAGCCUGCACCAACAUCCAGUUUUAAUGAUAUGUUUUCUCCCUUGAAUUUCCCCCCUCCACCAUCCAUGGAGAGAAGAAUAGAGGGUUCAUUUAUUUUGCAAGAAUAAAAGCGUUUCAUAUAACCACAAUGUGUAAUUGUGCUAUUGUAGCUGUCUGUCAAUAUAAUGUCUUCCUCGUUAGUCAGUACUAUUUUUGUCAAUAUUUUGAUUUCGGUUAUAUUUUGAUUUCAGUCCAUGUUUUAAAAGCAAUAGUCAAAUAAAGAGCUGAUUUCUUAGAGCA